UCCGGUUUUGCAUGUGUAUCGGCACGAGGAUGUGAUGGUGGGAUCGUGGAUGCUAGGACUAGACGUGGAGCACGUAGAUGAGCGACGGCUCUGCUGCUCCAGUGGCCAAGCUGGUGCUGUUUGUGCUGCCUCGUAACACUGCGUUUUUGGUUGGAUACCUUGGUGUUUGUUAAGUAAAGGUUUCACGAGCUCUCUGGUCGUAGGCUUAGGGUUUUAGAUGUGGAGAGGACCAUCCUCUCUCUUUUGUAGGUAUGUAGCAUCUGAAGCUGCCAGAUUUUCGGUCCAUCAAUCCGAGGGAGCUAUCCAGGAGUUUGACAAGCUGCGUGACAGUGGGGUUGCAGCAAGCACCUACAUUCUCCUUGCUUCGCUCAAAGCGUGCUCCAGCUCCAGGGAUAUACAGGCCGGGAUGAGAAUCCAUGCAUACGUGACGGAGAGUGGGGACGACCGGGAUUUGACUGUAGCCAACACGCUUGUGCAUAUGUACGCCAGGUGCGGGAAAAUGUGGGAGGCUCGAAUGGUGUUUGACAGUAUGGCGCAGCGGUCCUUGGUUUCGUGGAACGCGGUCAUGUUUGGCUACGCCGAGGCUGGAGAUGCUGGACAGCCACUAAAUUUACUUCGGCAGAUGCAGGCGGAUGGCUUCCGUCCAAACAGCCUGACUUACAUGGCGGUGCUCAAGGCGUGUGCAGCUUGUGCUGCAGAACAGGGUAAAGAGCCGCCUCAGCUCCUGCUACUUGAGACAGGAAAGGCUAUCCACAGUGAGUGCCGAGAGUGUGGGCACGAAGAAGACCCCAAGGUGGCGAGCACCCUGGUUGACAUGUACGCCAAGUGCAGGAGCAUGGUGGACGCCCGGCGGGUUUUCGACGGGAUGAAGCAUCGGUCGUUGGUGGCGUGGAACUCGCUGCUUUUUGGAUACGCGGACAGUGGACAGGGAGAACUGGCACUCCAGCUGUUCGCCCGGAUGCAAGAUGAAGGCCACACACCAGACGCAAGAAGCUACGUUGCUGCAGUCAAGGCCUGUGGCUGCUGUGCUGAGAAAGAAGAAUGGAGGCAAGUUGGUGGAAGUCUGGUGGUGAAGCUAGCGUGGCUGGACAAGGGCAUGGCUCUGCACUCCCAGGUUUCUCGUUGUGGCGACGAAGGCAACACCAUAGUCGCCAACACCCUGCUGCACAUGUAUGUAAGCUGUGGGAGCCUUGAGGACGCUAGAAAGGUUUUUGACAAGAUGCCACGGCACUCGGUUCUGUCUUGGAAUGGUGUCAUGGCUGGGUGCUGGGACAGGGGUGAUCCUCAGCAAGCGCUCGAGAUGACGGCCUCGAUGCAAGACUACGGCCUCACGCCCAAUGCUGCGACUUACGUUGCCGCAUUGAAGGCUUGCGUGAGGAUUGCGGGCAGGGAUGGCCUUAGCAAGGGGCGAGCCGUGCACGCGCAGGCCAAGGCAGCGGGGCUUGAGGCGGACAGGCGGGUCUCAAGUACGCUUGUCAAUAUGUAUGCCAAGUGCGGGAGCAUGGUUGAUGCGUGCCGGGUGUUCGACGGUAUGAUGUUCCAUGAUGUUGUGUCGUGGAAUGGGUUGAUUCUGGGAUAUGUAGAUGUGGGAGAGGCUGCCAAGGCACUCGAGUGCUAUGCGCGGAUGCAGCAGCAGGGAUCAAGGCCGGAUGCCCUCACUUUUGUUGCCGUGCUCAAAGCCUGUGCCCACCUCUCUCACCUCGAGGCUGGCAAGCGAGUUCACGAGCAUCUGUGUAGUCGGGGAGUGGAACAAGAGUUGACGGUGGCCAACUCUUUGGUUGAUUUCUAUGGCAAAGCCGGAAGCAUGCAUGAGAGCCGUCGCAUCUUCGAGUGCAUGGGAUUGCAGAGGGACGUAGUGACGUGGAACGCUUUGAUGGCGGGAUAUGCACAGCAAGGGGACGCACAGGAGGUGGUUCGCCUGUUUGAUCGGAUGCAACAGCAGCCAGAUGUGCGGCCCAACAGCAUUACGUUCUUGUGUGUGAUCAAGGCCUGCAGUCAUGCCGGGCUGGUGGACACGGGCAAACACUGCUUCGAUCUCAUGCAGCUGGGAGCCUGCCUUGUGCCUGGGAUCGAGCAUUACAGCGCCUUACUGGAUCUCUUGGCCCGUGCAAACCGACUGGACGAUGCGCUAGCUUUGCUCACAGGGAUGCCCUGCGCGCCGGAUCAGGCCAUGUGGAUGACGGUCUUGACUGCUGCUCGCAAGUGGAGUAACCUCGAGGUUGCAAGGGUAGCUUUUGAGUCGAUUGCGAGAAUGAGAGAGGAAGACUCCGCUGCAUACGUCGUUUUGGCCAACACGUAUGCGGCAGCUGGCGAUGUCCCGGAUUGAUUCAAGGAAAUGCAUUAUCGGCGUCUCAAGAGCGAAGUACGGCUUCCCGGACUACAAUUUAGUAGAACGGCAGAAUUUGGUGUGAUUUCCAGGAGGAACACUGCCACCUCUUGGCCUUCGGUUGGUUCAGAUCCAUGCCAUGGGAGGUGAAGUCGCUGUCGAAUGGUUGUGAAUGCCGUGGGUUGUGUGUGCCACUCUCCACCUCCUUAUACCAGAGCUGGCAUAGCCGUUCCUCCCAGGGGUUGGGGGGCGAGACCAUUCCCCGACUGUCGAGUACAGUCUGUGUCCGCCUUGCCAUGAGAAUUUUUCUUUGUUUCCGGCCAAGCGUCGACCCCUGUUGACUGGUCAGUUCCUUGUAUGUCUUGGAAGGCUUUUUCACUGAGAUCAUUGAGAUCCAUUGCGUCCAAACCCGCAGUCUGUGCCAUCCAUAGAUGACCAAUUUUGGAAGCUUGUCGUCAUCUGAGUGUGCGAGUAAGCACAAGAAAUACUUCUUCCAGACUUCAAGCUGCACUGGCAGGAUGUCUGUAUAAUCCCGAGAGAUACUUUCGGGCGAAUUCCGUGAGAAUAACUUGGCUCCAGAAGUCCUUGGUCAGACCUGCCCAGUUCAUGUAGAUCGCGAGGAGGAGAUACGUGGCGAUGGCGGGAGCUUGGACGAUCCGUCACCAGCGUCGCCACGCUUGGUAGCAGCGCCGUCACCACCUCAGGUGUGGAGGUAGGCUCCCAGGCCCGGCUGGUUGGCAGCCUUGGACCUCACGGCCUCGCCCGAGAGGUGGUGGUGCCUCAAUUGCAUCAAUAUACAGACCACCAAUGGUGUUGGUGAUUGAGUCUUGACCAGCGCAGUCAGUCGUAUAUAUCUUGGGUGUCCCCUGUGCUUUCAGUAAAGAUUUCUUGAUGUA
Molecule: messenger RNA, 3222 nt
Organism: Selaginella moellendorffii
Lineage: Eukaryota; Viridiplantae; Streptophyta; Lycopodiopsida; Selaginellales; Selaginellaceae
Product: hydroxyproline O-galactosyltransferase HPGT1
Exons: 3
Coding region: 218-2326 (702 amino acids)
Biological process (GO): RNA modification
Cellular component (GO): Golgi membrane
Molecular function (GO): protein binding; hexosyltransferase activity; RNA binding
Source: RefSeq, a predicted model, not a curated record